Messenger RNA from Schistocerca serialis cubense, 4690 nucleotides. RefSeq lists its product as uncharacterized. The record is from RefSeq and is a predicted model, not a curated record. The transcript is spliced from 3 exons. Gene Ontology annotation, biological process: regulation of transcription by RNA polymerase II; positive regulation of gene expression. Bases 1165 to 2880 code for a protein of 571 amino acids. Gene Ontology annotation, cellular component: nucleus; core mediator complex; mediator complex. Gene Ontology annotation, molecular function: transcription coregulator activity. Lineage: Eukaryota; Metazoa; Arthropoda; Insecta; Orthoptera; Acrididae.
UUCCGUAGUAGCAGAUGUCCGCCAUAAGUGCUUGGUACUGUAUGUAGGAAAGGAUCGUGUCAGUACGAGUCCCAGUACGGCCUCAUGCAGCAUUCUCCUUCGGAGAUCAAGGAGAAGUUACUGAGGGCACUGGAUAAGGAAUACAAUGUAAGGUUUUAAAUACUGUCGAAACACAUGAAACACCGAAAUUAAUAAAAAUUACGAAGAAACUUAGCUAAAUGCGCUGUGAAAGUGGCGUGUCUGACUCCAACUUGUGUUAGUUUUCCACUAGCUAAGGUAGAAAUACACCCAUAUCAGACAAGAAUUCCUUAACAGCAGUACCAUAAAUAUAUACAGGUUCAUUCAGAAGCGUGAUUUUGCUUAACAUAGUGGAAGAGACGUCAAAUUUCGUGUGUGGAAAUUGGGUACACGGAGCUGUAAGAGGACAGUGUCUAGCCUAGACCUCCUCCUUACGCGGCACGGCGCGUGCGCACUGGCCAGUGGAGCAUGGCCCGUAACAUGUAAACUCAAGGCAUUCACGUUGACUCAUAUUUCAUACUGACAGCAUAUUAAACUACGUUUAAUAGCCAUAAAGUGUUAUGGAGCCGUUAAAAAUAACGUGCAAAGGAUAAUGAACCUAACAGUUGCUAUAUUCAUUGUAAUGUGCGGUGUUUUGGCAUUAUGAUAAGUGAAACGUGCAAGUGAAGUAUUGUGUGUUCUCCGUUUGUGGAUAAAAACUGUGUUAAUUACGUAAAUAAAGUGAUUUUGUACAAAGUAGAUGCUCCCACAGAAGAUUCCUUUCAUGCAUCAUCCAGAUUUACUGUGACGUGCCUUGUAUCCUUCUUCCGUAUCAACGUUUAAGGGAUGUUCUCAAACUCAUGACUUCAAAAUCAUAUUUCUGUGUGUUUCUCUAAUCUCAGGUAAUUGUGAACACAAGUGUGCGAAAAGCUGUGUAAUUGAUUUGCGCCGAUGCCAGAGUGAAUUGCUUAAAAGGAAAAAAAAAAUGUUCGAAACUACUUUUGUACUGAUGCAUUUGAAUAUUGCAGAUUACUUCAGGUUAUUAAUUAUGGCGCUGUGGAAGAAGUUAUUGGACUGCUGGAAAACACUCCAGUUACAAAGGAGGUGCUUGAGACUACACGGCUGGGACGAUACAUCAAUGAACUACGAAAGAAGACAACCGACGAAAUGCUUGCAAAACGUGCCAAAGGUCUGGUUCGUCAGUGGCGUCACAUGAUCAUGCCGGAGCGACAAAGUCCUGCACAUAGAGUGAACGGUGCGAGUGUUGGUGCAAGUGCGUGUGCCAGUGCAGGAGCAAGUCCAGUACAAAGUGGACCCACACCUGGACACGGAGCUAGCCCGGGACCCCAUUCACCAGCAGGCUCUCCCGGUCGACCUCCACACCAUGCAGACUCUGUACCGAGGACCAUUGCCGCCAACAAGCGGCUCCGAAAAGAUGACUCGGACGAAGGUCAGCCUCCAGCUAAAGUCGCACGACAAGUGAAUGGCGGGCUUGAAACAGACAAUCCUAUAGAAAGUGUCCCUGCCGUUAAAGGCUCAGCGACGACUGGUAGGCGUCGCCGAGCUCACCGUUCAACUAACUGUCAUAAUGACGACAUAGUCAAAAAGAAAUUGGCUUCGGCAGCUCGAGCACUGCGUGUGAAGACUACUCAGGAACUGCUGGCCGGUCUGAGUUCUUGCACCAGCAGUGGAUCGUACACGCCUUCGAGUACGACUCCGGAGCCAAAACCGGUAUCUCCUGCAUUGCACGCUCGGGCGUCUCCGGCAAUACGGCAGCCCUCGUCUCCGGCUUUGAGGCAGCCCGUGUCUCCUGCGGUGAGGCAGCCCGUGUCUCCUGCGGUGAGGCAGCCCGUGUCUCCUGCGGUGAGGCAGCCCGUGUCUCCGGCGGUGAGGCAGCCCGUGUCUCCGGCAGUGAGGCAGCCCGUGUCUCCGGCGGUGAGGCAGCCCGUGUCUCCGGCGGUGAGGCAGCCCGUGUCUCCGGCGGUGAGGCAGCCCGUGUCUCCGGCGGUGAGGCAGCCCGUGUCUCCGGCGGUGAGGCAGCCCGUGUCUCCGGCAGUGAAGCAGCCCGUUUCUCCGGCGGUGAGGCAGCCCGUGUCUCCGGCGGGGAGGCAGCCCGUGUCUCCGGCGGUGAGGCAGCCCGUGUCUCCGGCGGUGAGGCAGCCCGUCUCUCCAGCACUGAGGCAACCUCUGUCUCCUGCAGUUGUGACCCCAGUGUCUCUGGUAGUGCGGAAGCCGGUAUCUCCUGUAGUGCGGAAACCGCUGUCACCUGUAGUGCGACCUCAUCAGCUACAAGUACAUUCUAACACCGCAGGUGUUCCACCCCAUGAACCUGUAUCUCGUACCCUGUGUACGUCACCUGCCCCAUCUGUACCAACUCCCUCCCCGACACCACCACUCAGAGACGAUGUCAGUACUGCUGUCAUCAGUAUGCCAUCUGUGAAAACUGCUAGUACGCAUUUGUCCUCGGUGAAGCGGGUACGCCAGUCUCGAAUCGAUGCGAGCUCUGUUCCCGCAGCCCAAACUGUAAAACCUCCCCCUCCUGCACCGUCGCCCACUCCCUCACCUUCACUGUCACCAGCUCGCUCAGUGUCGUCACUGCUGAACGCUGUCAGUGAUUCCACCAGAUCGGGCGAUAUCUGUGCUCAGAUUGCAGAAAUAAUGUCUAGGCUUCCUCCAAUUGAUGCCUCUGCAGUGUGUCGAGAGGAGAUCUCACCGUCUGUCCAUUGCGAUUACCAAGCAGAAGAUCUUCUCGAUGGCGAGAUAGAUGGUGUGACUGGAAAUGUGUCUCACGAUGGCAAGUUUAGAGAAUGGCACGAGUGUGUAUCGCGGACGACUGCAGCUGGAGAGUUGCUUCAUAUACUACCGUAUACAAUUAUAGACUAAGAUGAUUUGGUUGAUUUGGCUGUUAUAUUGUUGCAUGUCACGGAUACUGAGUAGUGACGUGUACGGAAUAUGAAAUAUGCGCACCUGUGACUGAUAACCGUGACUGCGCCAUUGGCUGUGGUAUGCUAGUCGUCACGCAGACUGGCAAAUGGACCGUAAUUUUGUGAAACUGCAGCCGUGAAUUGUGUAAUUAUGGUGCUGUCUGGGGUCUGAAGGAUAGAAAUACAACAGCGAUAUCAGGGAUUUGUGCAUUUGCCUAGUUAUGGUACAGUACGUGCCGUGUGCACAUGGCUUGUGAUAAUUGGCAUAAAGGACAGCCCCGUCCUGUAUUUGCAACCUCACAUUUUCCGUACGCUGGGAAGUCAAGUACCCUAUAUUUAAUUGGAUAUCGUUGCCAAAUGUAGGGUUACUGUUAAUAUUGUAUAGGCUACACUGCCCAAUGUUGAUUUGUUGUAAGCAUCAACUUAAUACAUAUUUACUAGUGAGUCCGAUUGUAACUCAGAGUUUUGUACAGUUGCCUGUGCCUUUUACUAGUUGCCUGUCAUUCACUGGAGGAAUGAUUUAGUACUUAGAUAUAUUUAUACUUCAUUUUUUAUUUAAUGAUAUGCUUCAGUUCUUCCAAGUGAAUUACUUGCAAGAAUCAAGUUUUUGGUAACAGUAUUUGAAACGUAUCAAGCCAGAAUUCAUAUAGCUACUUAAACUGCAUACAACGAGAUGAAGAAUGCUUACAUUUGUCACCUUUCAUUAUUACCAUUAACACCAGCCAGUGAUGUUAAAGAUACUUAAUUAUGUAGUUUUUAACAUUUAUUCAGUCCUCCGUUGUGGAGAAAUAAAAAACCUGUUCCAAUCAAUAAGCAACACCAACAAACCAAGUUUUUGUAAUUUGCAUGUCAAAAGGUGCCUGCCAUUCAAUUCUAAACUGAAAGAAAAGUGUUUUCCUUGCAUAAACGCAUGUGGGCUGACAAGCUUGAGUAUUUGGAACUCUUUGUUCUGUUAUGUGGCAAUUUUCUGUUGGAAGACUGUUAGUAUGUCAUGCCACAUCAUUGGUGAUAAUGGUUCAUAAUAUAAAGUUCCUGAGAUACUUUCCAGAAUUUUGUAUCACAAGUUAUCAGUGUAUUCAUUGUCGUAUAAUGAAUUCUGCUACAUUGAUUUAAAAAGAUAACUUAAAUAUCAGCUGCCCAUAAUAGCUACAGCAUGUUUCUGUUACUUUUUUUUCCCUUCUUCUUCUUUCUCGUUAGGUUAAAUGUGACCAUUGUGUUAAAGUGCCAUCAUCCCCGACUCAUUUCAGCAAAUAAACUUUCAAUUGAUGCUGUAUACUUCCAUUUUGUGCAGAAAAGUCUAUGUUUUAAAUUAAUGUCAUAAACUGUUAAUUUGUGCUAAAUUUUGAUGUAUGAAAGAAAAAAAAUCUCAGUUUUACAGUCUCAAUAUAUGGAACAGAAUUCUAGGAGGAGGGAUUCAGAAAACUUGUUCCAACUCUGUAAUGCAGACAGUCCAACAGUUACAAAAGAGUAUAAAUAUGUUGCUUAUGUUUUGUUGUUGGAAUAUUUCUAGCAGGCCAAUAAUUUUAAGCCCAUUAUGUUGUUGCAUUCGUGAGUUAGCCAAAGCUUUAAUAUUCAACCAUGAUAAUCAAAAUGGGCAAUAUAAAGCAGCUCCUGCGGUUAACGUUGUGCUGAAAAUUAUGUACUUGUUGAGCUAGCAUUACUGUUCUCAUGAUACUGUGAUAAAGAUUAUUUGUAUUUAAACUGUAUAUAGUAAAUAGAAACUUAUCAGUUUAUGUUAUGGAAUUGAUUAAAUAUUUUUCUAAUGGCAA